GUGCGUCCUUGUGUAAAAGAUCGCGCAACCUCCACAGGCUUCGGCCACGAAAGAGCCAAUGCCACAACCACAUCUCGAUCAUGUCUCGACCAUUAUUUUUGUUCAAGUGUCUUUAGAAGGUUGCUAUAGUAUCUAUUGCUUCUUCUUGUCUUGUCGACCAUGACAUCCCAUCAGGAACCGGCCCCUGGGUCCAAGUCUGCCAAGUUUGUGGCAGCCGAUCCAUUGGCGCCCAUGGUAGACCCCUUUCAGCAUUUGGACGACGAACAACGCGACGUGCAACAAGUCUUGGCGGAGAAUGUGAAUAAACGAUUGACCAAGGCCAUGGACGAGUUGAAGGAGAAACACGCCACGGGCAACAAUGAGGUUGACGAUCCCGAUCGAGCACCCACUGGAGCGGCAUAUCGCCAGAUUCAACAGCAACAACUCGCUUCACAAAAGGAAAAUCAACGACAACAACAGUUAUUACAGGAACAACAGCAACAACAAGAUCAACAAGACCAUGACGACUUGAGAGCCAUGGUGGCGCGACAAGUCGAUAAGGAAGAAAAUAGUGACGACAGUGACGAUGAAUUUGACGAUUUAUUAGAAGAUGACGAUCCCAUCUUGGAGGCGAUUCGACAAAAACGAUUACUCGAAAUGAAACAAGCGUCGGUCCAACAUGCCGAAAAUAUUGCCAAGGGUCACGGACAGUACCGCACUAUUAGUCAGGAUGAAUUCUUGCCGGAAUGCACCGGCUCGAGCGAAUGGGUCGCCAUUCAUUUCUUUCACAAGGAAUUCCAAAAAUGUCUAGUCAUGGAUCAUCAUCUACAACGAAUGGCACGUGCCCAUGUGACUUGCAAAUUUCUACGCAUUGAUGCCGAAAAGGCACCCUUUUUCAUCUCCAAAUUGAACAUUCGGACCCUGCCCACGGUCAUUGUCUUUCAACAUGGCAAGGCCGUCGGACGAUUGGUGGGAUUUGAAGGAUUGGUAUCAGUGACGGAAAAGAGCGACAAUUUUCCAACGUACAAACUACAGCAAUGGUUGGCUACCACGGGGGCCAUUGAUUUUGAUAUUGCCAAAGAUGAAAUGGCACGUCAAGAAUUGUUGGCGACUGAUACGGAAGAACAACAACUACGCAAGGGACGUCAGGGACGGGCCAUUUGGAGCACUGCGAGACAGUUCGACGACUUGGUGUUGUAAUCAUAAAUAGCCAAUGCUGUU
This is a messenger RNA of Seminavis robusta, 1200 nucleotides long. Lineage: Eukaryota; Bacillariophyta; Bacillariophyceae; Naviculales; Naviculaceae. The record is from the annotation of a GenBank genome assembly.